Humulus lupulus (European hop) is the source of this 1654-nucleotide messenger RNA. RefSeq names its product putative ubiquitin-conjugating enzyme E2 38. The transcript has a single exon. Gene Ontology annotation, molecular function: ubiquitin conjugating enzyme activity. Bases 342 to 1430 code for a protein of 362 amino acids. NCBI's taxonomy places the organism in Eukaryota, Viridiplantae, Streptophyta, Magnoliopsida, Rosales, Cannabaceae. The record is from RefSeq and is a predicted model, not a curated record.
GAAAUGACUCUUUACCUUUUCCUCUAAACAACCCAAAUAUCUCAACAAAUUUACUAUCUUUUUUUUUCUUUUAUUAUUAUUAUUGAACGAAAAGGUAACAAAUUAGUACGUACUCAUCGCUUAGGAUAACAAUACUUUGAAAUAAUAUAACCCCCUUUAUCACCGUUGAUUCACAUCCACGUAGACUACUGAAUACUGAUUAUAUCUUUUGACAUUGGUAUUAUUGGGACCUCAAAUUAUGAAACUCCAAAAAACAUUAUUCUUAUAAGCAACGCAGCUGUGUUUUCUGCUAAAAAAAUAAGCCUUUGAUCGGUACUAUACUCCUGUAGCCUCUUGUAGUGAUGGCUCAAAACGGCACUGAGAUGCCGUCCUUUAAGCGAUUCGACGUCGUUUCGGACGAUUCGGACCAUUACUUCGCCAAACGAAAAAAGGGAAAGAAGAACGAGGUUGCCACGGCUGACGCCGGAGAAGAUGAUAGCUUGAUCGACAGCGCCGCCGGGAGUAAGCUACAUAAGAAGAUUAUGAAGGAGUGGAGGAUCUUGGAGAAGAAUCUUCCUGAUUUGAUCUAUGUUCGGGCUUACGAGAACCGAAUCGAUCUACUCCGGGCUGUGAUCAUCGGCGCCGCGGGUACACCGUACCACGAUGGACUCUUCUUCUUCGAUCUCGCUUUUCCGUCGGAUUACCCUGCUCGGCCUCCCAUGGUACUGUAUCGUUCUCAUGGUCUGAGGCUCAACCCGAACCUGUACGCUAACGGUACGGUCUGCCUGAGUUUGCUGAACACGUGGGCAGGGAAGCAGACCGAGCGGUGGAACCCGGCCGAGUCGACGGUGUUGCAGGUUCUGGUUUCGAUUCAAGCUCUUGUACUGAACGAGAGGCCGUAUUUUAACGAGCCCGGAACUGGGUUGUUCGGUCACGCUAGGUGGGAGAAGAACUCACGGUCUUAUAACAGAGAUGUCUAUCUCUUGUGCCUGAAGACGACACUGUAUUCUAUCCGAAAUCCGCCGAAGAAUUUCGAGGACUUCGUCGCUGCGCACUAUCGGCACAGAGCCAAAGCCAUACUCGCCGCGUGUAGGGAGUACGCGAAUGGGCGCGUCAGAGUCGGGUACUACAGAGAUGGCGAAAACGACGACGCGUCGUCGUCGUCGUCUGCGGCGGCGGAGGAGGAGGAGAUCUACGUGUCGAAGAAGUUCGUUGGGUCGAUGAAGACGAUGUAUCCGCAGCUCGUGACGGGUUUCGUAAAGAUUGGAGCUUCCGGCGUCGGCGGCAGUAGUGGUCAUCAGUUGAAGUUGGUGAAGAAAACGACGUCGUUUGAUAAGGAGAAAGGGAAGAACGGCUUCGUUGAGAAGCUUUUUACGACAAUCAAAAGGGUUUUUGGAUUGGAGAAGAAGAAAAGUGGCAAAAUUAGCAAUAAUAAUAUUGUUUCUGUGUGAGUGGAAUGUGAAUGAAACAGAGUGAGGGACCCAUUUGCAAAAAAAAAUUUAUUCUCUCUAGGGGUAUAGCUUAGUCAAACUCUUUAAUUUUCUGGGGUUUUCAUUUCUUCUUUGAUUCGGGAUAGUUUGAUUCUCUGUUUUUAAUAAUUGCAUAUAUAGUACGUUACUAGAAUUUUAAUUUAAUUAAACCAAAAACGCUUACAAUGAAUGUUUGUUUCUUUUUA